AAUUUUCAAUUCUCUUUAGCGUUAUCACAAGAGUUUGAUAAGAAAUUUGUUUAAAGUCUUUCAUACUAGUAGCCCAUUAGCAACAAAACUGACAAGAUGUGUGUCACAAAAUUGAUAUUUCUCAUUUCUCUGUUUCUUCUCAAUAAUUCACUAGGUUCCUCAUUCUCUAUUAAUAAGCAAAAUAAUGUAGAAAUUACUGAGAGCGAUCAUGAUAAUGAUGGAGGAAGAAUAGUUGGAGGAAGUAACACCACAAUAAACAAAAAUCCAUAUCAGGUUGCUAUUAUAGGAAAUGAAGCCAUAUUCUUAGGAUCUGGUAUAAUCGUAGACAAACACUAUGUUUUAACAAUAUGUUCUUUGGUGAACUACUUAAUAACAUCAAAAGUGAACGUGCAAAUAAGAGCUGGAAGUACAAGGCAUGACAAAGGAGGCAAGAUGUACACGGUUGAAAAAAUAAUUUGUAACAAAAACUUCAGUAAAAUCAGUCUUGACAAUGACAUAGCUCUGCUCAGAAUAUCUUCAGCGAUCCAGUUCAACCGCAAUGUCAAGAUAAUAAAAGUGGCAAAAACGAAUUUGCAACCUGGAAAAGUUGUCACAACAAGUGGAUGGGGAACUCUGCUCAACGAGACUGAUAGAGUCAGUUUCCAGUCAGUUAAUCUGAAUAUUGUUGACAAAUCAGCCUGCCAGGAGAUCUAUCAGGAGGAUGAAAUAAAAGAUUCCAUGAUAUGUGCGCACACUCCGAGUAAAGGACCAUGCUGGGGUGAUUUCGGCAAUCCACUGGUGACGAAAAAACCACUGAAAGCAUACGGAUUAUUCAGCUGGGCGGCUAGGUGUGCAGACGAAAAGUACCCAGCAAUAUUCACAGAUCUCGUUUAUGCCAAUCAAUUCAUAAAUGAUAUAAUUCAUGCGAAUUAUGCAAAAAAGAGUUCAACAAUCAGACAAUGAGCGUUGAGAAUGGAAUGGAAAUGGUUGACGACCAAGAGACUAAUGAGUAUUCUGAAAAUGAAGAAUCAGAUACCUCUGAAAUGGUAAUUAACAGUUCUUAAUAACUUCGGAUUGAAUAUUCUUCGGGAAGAAUACUCUACAGGAUCGCUCUAAUUACAUUGGACAUUUUUCUUUCAAAUCAUUAUGAACGAAAUUUAAGUUUGAUCUAAGUAUGAUUUAAGUAUGAUUUAAUGUAGUUUAAGAGUACUGAAUGGAAAUAUGAAUAAUAAUAUGAACAAUUGAACGUGUAAACCUUGAAAGCUAUCAUGGAAAGAAUGAAAUUCUACAAAAUAUAGUAUUCGCAUAUCAAGAUUCAUGCAUCGACAAUAGCAGUAAACGCAUUCUUGAAAUCAAUUAAUCCAGUUUCCACUUUCAAAUCUGCUGAAUUCCAACUGCUUUUGAACAUUAGCUUCUGAAUUAGCUUUUUGUAUUAACAAUAAUUGUUUCUAAACAAAACUCUAAUCUGAAUUAAUUCUUCAUCAAUCAAAUGAAAAUGCAUCUGGAGAGAUCAGCUUCACAGCCCUUGGAAAAACGAAUUAGUCGAAGCACUACCUCAACUCAACGUUCAACUGUUCAAUUCAAGUCAUUUCAAGAAAGAAAACAUUCAUCUAAUUACUUUUUAAUUGCUGGUAGGAGAUGUGAAUGAAUUUCAAAUGAGUUUCAUUGUCGAUCAACUAUCGACCAAUCAGAUCAUGGAUUCAACCUCAAGCUUAUCCGAUCCGUGACCAAUCCUAUGAAAUUGAAAUUUUAUUUGGAAAUGUAAUUUAAUACUCUAUUGAGAAAAUGAAAAUAAUAAAUGGAGUUAAAAAGAAAUUGAAAAAUGAUUAACAGUA
This is a messenger RNA of Nilaparvata lugens (brown planthopper), 1814 nucleotides long. RefSeq names its product trypsin epsilon. The coding region runs from base 97 to 942 and encodes 281 amino acids. The transcript is spliced from 6 exons. NCBI's taxonomy places the organism in Eukaryota, Metazoa, Arthropoda, Insecta, Hemiptera, Delphacidae. Gene Ontology annotation, biological process: proteolysis. Gene Ontology annotation, molecular function: serine-type endopeptidase activity. The record is from RefSeq and is a predicted model, not a curated record.